This is a messenger RNA of Solanum dulcamara, 2322 nucleotides long. Its product is annotated as protein MID1-COMPLEMENTING ACTIVITY 1. Gene Ontology annotation, biological process: cell surface receptor signaling pathway. The record is from RefSeq and is a predicted model, not a curated record. NCBI's taxonomy places the organism in Eukaryota, Viridiplantae, Streptophyta, Magnoliopsida, Solanales, Solanaceae. The transcript has 8 exons. Bases 657 to 1940 code for a protein of 427 amino acids.
UUGAGGCGAAUUAAAAUUUAGUCGAGAUACAACGUGAAUAUCGGAAAUAGAAGGAAAACCAACAGAAAAAAAAUAAUAAUAAAAAAGUAAAGACCGAUUUUGCUUUACUGUCAUUCUGACAUUGUAGUGUUGUUUCCACUCAAAUCCAAAUUGUGGACUCUGUGUGUGUAAUGCAGCAAGCCGGAGCUCCCAUAUACAAAUGACACCGAAGCCGGUGACCCCUCUCUCUCUCUCUCUCACUCUCUCACACGCAUACUUUCUCUCUCUUGUGAUUUGGGGUCACUGCGAAUUAGGAAUCCUGAAGUUGUUUCCCUCAAAUCAAUGCCUCUUUAAGAUGUUCAGGAUCUUUGAAAAUCCGUAAUUGCAAGAUCUGGUGCUAAGUUGACUAUGUGGGGAGCUGUUGAGAGGACAUUGCAGGCGGAUCAUCUACUUCUCGCCCAUUUUUUGUAUGAUGGUAGUGUGUGGAUCAGUUGAACUUACAUUGACUAAUUCAUUGGAUUGCCUGCUGCAUUCGACAAGCAUAGGAAAAUUCAGAGAUCAACUUGUCCAAGAAAAGGAAAGGAUCAAGCUGAUAAAAUAAUUUGACUAGUUUAAUUUAGAAUUUUAUUAUGUUCAUUCUCUUGAUAGGGUGUUGACGGAAUAGUCUGCGAUUGAGAAUGGCUACGUGGGAACACUUUGGGGAAAUUGCAAAUGUCGCCCAGCUUGCUGGUCUCGAUGCAGUGAAGCUAAUUGGGUUGAUUGUUAAAGCUGCAAAUACAGCUCGGAUGCACAAGAAGAAUUGCAGGCAGUUUGCACAGCAUCUCAAGUUAAUCGGUAAUUUAUUGGAGCAGCUUAGAAUUACAGAACUCAAGAAGUAUCCUGAAACCUGCGAGCCAUUGGAAUAUCUUGAAGAUGCAUUAAGGAGGUCUUACGUUUUGGUCAACAGCUGCCAGGAUCGGAGCUAUUUUUAUCUUUUGGCUAUGGGAUGGAACAUUGUCUACCAGUUCCGGAAGGCUCAGAAUGAGAUUGACCAAUAUUUGAAGAUCAUUCCUCUUAUCACGCUUGUGGAUAAUGCUCGAGAGAGAUUUGAAAUCAUUGAGAAGGACCAGCGUGAAUACACUUUGGAGGCUGAAGACAUGAAGGUGCAAGAAGUCAUUUUAAAACGAGAUCCCUCUAAACAUGAUACAAUAGUGUUAAAGAAGACCCUUUCCCGUUCCUACCCAAGCAUGCCUAUCACUGAGGCAAUUCAGAAGGAGAAUGAAAAGCUUCAGCUAGAACUGCAGCGUUCACAAGCUAAUUUAGAUGUAAAUCAGUGUGAAUUCAUUCAGCACCUUCUCGAUGUCACAGAGGUAGUUGCAGCUGAGUCUCUUUCCGAGAAGAGUUCACCCACCCAGCCUACCAAAAAGUUGGAGCAUAGUCACUCAGAUGUCAAUAGUGACAAGGAACACAAUGAUAGAAGUUGUACCAAGAGUGAUGAGAAACAGUCAACUUCAAGAAACACUUCUUCAGUUUCAUCGCAACGUGAACUGCUGUCUUCAAAGGGUUCACAUCGAUAUGAGGAGUGGCAUACAGAUCUGUUGGGCUGCUGUUCAGAACCUCUCCUAUGCAUUAAAACCUUUUUCUUUCCUUGUGGUACAUUUUCUAAAGUUGCCAGUUUUGCAGCCAACAGACACAUAUCUUCAGCCGAAGCUUGUAAUGAAUUAAUGGCUUACUCGUUGAUACUGUCCUGCUGUUGUUACACUUGCUGCAUCAGAAAGAAACUUCGGCAAAAACUAAACAUCACGGGAGGCAUCAUAGAUGAUUUUCUUUCACAUUUAAUGUGCUGUUGCUGUGCUCUCAUCCAAGAAUUGCGUGAAGUGGAAAUACGCGGGGCUAAUGGUCUAAACGGGAAAUGUUACCGUAUAUGUUUACAUUAUGGUUGCACUAAGCUCAUUCUACAUAGAUUUAUCCUACACAAAUGAUGCAGAUUUGACCUCCAUGAGGUAGUGGUAAGGUCUGUACAUUCUAUCUUCCUCAGACCCCACUUGUGGGAUUUUUGGUAUGUUGUUGUAAAUAAUGCAGAUUUGCUAUGCUACAUCAUGCAGGUACAAAGAAGACGAAAACGAGCUCCCCACCCUCUCAAUUUAUGGAAACAUAGUAAAUUGAAAUUGGCUUAACAUAUUAGAGAUUAACUUGCAGCACAAUUGAUAGAUGUUAUAUAGAUUCUGAUUUUCUCUGGAUUUAUAAUCAUUUUGUAAAGUAAUUCUUAGUAAUCAAGAUUUAAUAUGUACAAAGAUAAUCUAUAGUUUUCAAUGGUUCCAUUUAUUCAUUUGCUUUAGGCAAUUUUUAUUUAUUUGGAUGAAA